Messenger RNA from Cylindrotheca closterium, 1698 nucleotides. Lineage: Eukaryota; Bacillariophyta; Bacillariophyceae; Bacillariales; Bacillariaceae. The record is from the annotation of a GenBank genome assembly.
AUGACGGUAAAGAUGCCAGUCUUCCGCCGUCAUGGAUUCCAAAGGACCACGCCGAAAUUGACGCUAUUGAAGAAAGAACUGCAAAAGUCUCCACAGCAUAGUCAAAAGAAACGGAAACGAGUACGAUUGGUUCUAUUUCUGGCUGUAGUCGUCAUACUACAAGUGGUUCUUUUGAGGUCGGUCAAGAUUGAGAAUCAAAUACACGAUGAAACCGCCGUCAUUGACCCCAAUAAUGGUAUCAAAUUAUCCGAGGAAAGGAAUUCCAAGUCAUCGCUUCCAUUCUCUCAGCACCAAACUACAACAAAUGAUCAAGUCAAUCAAUUCAAGGGUGCUACGGGAAACCGACAACCGUCACUUGCAUCAUCUGUCGUUUCGGAAUCCUCCCUCCUCUAUUCCAAACCUCCCCAACUGAACGACUUUCCACAAUGGAUACAAGACUAUGUCCAAUGGCAUCAAAAAGUCCGACAAGAGUUUCCGGGUAUGGAACUUUUUGACAAUCCAAACGCUCCUCCUUUGCUAAUCAGAACAUGUCUGGGAUUGUGUGGUGGAUUGCACGAUCGGAUUGGACAAUUGCCCUGGGAUUUGUAUUUGGCCCACAAGACCAAGCGUUUGCUACUGAUUUCUUGGCAACGACCACGCAGCUUGGAAAAUUUCUUAUUGCCUAGUCCAUUAUUAGACUGGAGGGUACCAUCGCAAGCACAGUUUGGCUUUGACGACAUUCGUAAAGUCCGGAACGAAACUCAAAUGUUUGAAGGAUUUCCAGAAGCCAAUCCGACGGACGAAUUCUUUCAAAAGGAUUUUGAUAUUGCCUUGGAACGAGCCAUGGUGGGCAGCUAUUCCAAAAUUCGAGUCUUGCGGCAUCGAUUUCUGGGUCACUUGUACCAAGACGUCUUGGAAGAACGGCUAUUGAAAGAAGAACUAAUGCCAGACUCAUCCUCAUUACACAUUGCACCACUCUUUGGCAAAAUCUUUUGGUUAUUCUUUCGACCCAGCCCUCCCGUCCAUGCCAAAUUUGUCCAAGUCUUGGAGGAAUUGCAACUUACGCCUCAAGCUUAUACAGCCGUCCAUUGUCGAGUACGACACCCCAAGGCCUUUUCGUAUGGAGCUACCGUUUUGGGCAAGAAUCCUGCCUAUCCCGCCGACAAAACGGGUCUACCAUGGGAAGGAGAAACGAGGGAAGCUGCCUUGGGAGUGGCAUUGAAAGCCUUGCAGUGUGCCAAGUCCCUUACUACUGCUGGUGACAAUGACACUGGUGGUAACAACAACAACAACAAGAACAAGGUUUAUUUUUUGUCGGAUUCGAACGAUCUGGUGUCGCACAUUUGCCAAGAAUUGCCAUCUGGUGGUAGUAGUAGUAUUAGCUACAAUUGGACGUUACCGGAACUCCAACAUUUAGUAGUGUCCAACAAGAAACAGACAAAUGACGACAAUGAUCAUGGACUGACAGUGCUGUCACGAGAUCCCACGGAGGAAAAUGCGCACAUUGAUCGGCAAAAGGGACGACCACCGGAAGCCUACUACGAUACCUUUGUGGAUUUGCUAGUAGUGAUGCAUGCUCAAUGUGUCGUCUAUGGGGUUGGUUAUUAUGCUGCCUUCGGAGCCAAGAUUAGCGGGACACCGUGUCAAUAUAUUUACCAAAAGGAAGCUUGGGGAGCUCAAUCCAACAAGGAAGCAGAGAUUUGUCCUGAUGGUGGAUAG